GUGACACCCCAUGCCCAUACAUUACCCACUCUACUCAUUAUGACCGCAAACGCAAAGAGCAUCCACAACAAUGCGGACGAGAAAGGCUACUUCAAUCGCCAGGUCAGCUCCUUCCGUGACGCAAUUCAGCCCGGCGGGCAGUUUCCUCCAGAGAAGGGGCGGUACCAUCUUUAUGUCGCUUUGGGUUGCCCCUGGGCCCAUAGAUCUCUCAUUGUUCGCCGGCUGAAGGGCCUCGAGGACUUUAUUGACAUCUCCAUCGUUCACCCCCACUUACACGAAGGCGGAUGGCACUUUGUUACCCCUGAAGCUGCUGCUAACCCUGCUCCCGUCUCCCAGCACUCGGAUGACUCUUUCCCCGGUGCGACGCAAGAUCACCUCUUUGGUUUCUCCCACCUUUCGAAAAUCUACUACAAGGCCAAUCCCGACUACAAUGCCCGUUUCACAGUCCCUGUCGUCUGGGACAAAAUUGCGGGCACUAUUGUGAACAACGAGUCUAGCGAAGUCAUCAGGUUCUUCAACACCGGUUUCAAUGAAUUGCUUCCCGAAGGAAAGGCCAAGAAUCUGGACCUUUACCCGGAAGAGCUGAGGGGGGAGAUUGACGAACUGAAUGAAUGGGUGUACCACGAUAUCAACAAUGGCGUGUACAAGAGUGGUUUUGCGACUACCCAAGAGGCUUAUGAAAAGGCUGUAAUUCCUUUGGGCAAGGCAUUGGAGAGGAUCAACGAGCGAUUGAGUGACGGCAGGGAAUUCCUUGUUGGUGGAAGGUUAACAGAAGCCGACGUGAGGCUGUAUACCACCAUCGUCAGAUAUGAUCCCGUUUACUACAGUCACUUCAAGUGCAACACUGGAUUGAUCCGACAUGACUAUCCUCAUAUCAAUCGAUGGCUCAAGAACCUUUAUUGGAAUUACCCGGCCUUCAAGGAUACCACCAAUUUCGACCACAUCAAGGACCUUUAUUGGUACUCUCAAGUCAACCUUAACCCUACCCGAAUUGUUCCUAUUGGGCCCAAGCACAAUGUUGAACCUCUUUAGACAGCCAGCAGAAAAUUGAUGAAGGUUAACGGAGCACGGAAGAAGGAAAAAUAGGGAGACCUUGUCACCCAAAAAGAAAAUGCAAUUAAUUAUGAUU
Molecule: messenger RNA, 1129 nt
Organism: Cryptococcus deneoformans JEC21
Lineage: Eukaryota; Fungi; Basidiomycota; Tremellomycetes; Tremellales; Cryptococcaceae
Exons: 6
Coding region: 40-1032 (330 amino acids)
Cellular component (GO): cytoplasm
Molecular function (GO): glutathione transferase activity
Source: RefSeq, a predicted model, not a curated record